This is a messenger RNA of Sphenostylis stenocarpa, 2859 nucleotides long. NCBI's taxonomy places the organism in Eukaryota, Viridiplantae, Streptophyta, Magnoliopsida, Fabales, Fabaceae. The record is from the annotation of a GenBank genome assembly.
AUGUUCAAGGCUGGUCUAGAAGACCCAAAAGGCAAACUCUCUACGUGGAAUGAAGAUGAUUAUAGUCCCUGCAACUGGGUUGGUGUCAAAUGUGACCCUGCAAACAAUAGGGUAUCUUCUCUUGUUCUUGAUGGAUUCUCUCUUUCUGGUCACAUUGAUAGAGGCCUUUUGAGACUGCAGUUCCUUCAGAUUCUGUCCCUUUCUAGGAACAAAUUCAGAGGGACCAUAGCUCCUGACCUUCUUAGCAUUGGUGAUUUACAAGUUGUUGAUUUGAGUGAGAACAACCUUUCUGGGGUAAUUCCAGAUGAGAUUUUCCAGCAAUGUUGGUCUUUGAGAGUGGUAUCAUUUGCCAACAACAACCUCACAGGUAAGAUUCCUGAUUCUUUGAGCUCCUGCUACUCUUUGGCAGUUUUGAACUUUUCCUCUAAUCAGCUUCAUGGAGAACUGCCAUCUGGAAUGUGGUUUUUAAGGGGACUACAGUCAAUUGAUCUUUCGAACAACUUGCUUGAAGGAGAGAUUCCAGAAGGAAUUCAGAAUCUGAUUGAUUUGAGGGAGUUGAGGCUGGGGAGGAACCUCUUCACUGGUAGGAUUCCUGAGCAUAUUGGUGACUGCUUGCUUCUGAAGUUGGUUGAUUUCAGUGGUAAUUCUCUCUCUGGGAGACUUCCGGAGUCAAUGCAAAAACUCACCUCGUGCACAUUCCUCAGCUUGCAAGGGAAUUCAUUCACAGGUGGAAUUCCACAUUGGAUUGGAGAAAUGAGAAGUAUAGAUGUAUUGGAUCUUUCUGCAAAUAGAUUUUCUGGUUGGAUUCCAAAGUCAAUAGGAAAUCUUGACUUGUUGAGUAGGUUGAAUCUUUCAAGGAAUCAGAUCACAGGAAACCUGCCAGAGUUGAUGGUAAACUGCAUUAAGCUUUUGACUCUUGACAUCAGCCACAAUCACUUGGCAGGCCAUCUUCCUCCAUGGAUAUUUAGGAUGGGUUUACAAAGUAUAUCUCUUUCUGGGAAUACCUUUAGUGAGAGAAAUUAUCCCUCACUUACUUCCAUUCCUGUAUCUUUUCAUGGCCUUCAGGUUUUGGAUUUGUCAUCAAAUGCAUUCUUUGGCCAAAUUCCAUCUGGAAUUGGAGGUCUUGAUAGCUUGCAAGUCUUGAAUUUAUCCACCAACAAUAUCUCAGGUUCUAUUCCUUUGAGUAUUGGAGAACUUAAGUCUUUGUACAUUCUUGACUUGAGUGAGAACAAGCUUAAUGGAAGCAUUCCUUCAGAAAUAGAAGGGGCAAUUUCACUCAGUGAAAUGAGGCUACAAAAGAACUUCUUAGGUGGGAGAAUUCCGGCCCAAAUUGAGAAGUGUUCAGAACUAACAUUUCUUCUACAAUUUCUUCUGAUCAUUUUCUCUUCCUGCAUUUCAUUGGAAUGGUACAGGAAUCUAUCUCACAACAAGCUUAUUGGCUCAAUCCCUUCAGCCAUAGCAAACCUAACCAAGCUUCAGAAUGUAGAUUUCUCAUGGAAUGAACUCUCUGGAAGCUUACCAAAGGAGCUGACAAAUAUUUCCAACCUUUUCUCGUUUAAUGUUUCAUAUAACCACCUUCAAGGUGAGCUACCGGUGGGUGGCUUCUUCAAUACCAUCUCUCCUUCAUCUGUCUCUGGUAAUCCAUUGUUAUGUGGUUCUGUUGUUAAUCAAUCGUGCCCUUCUGUUCAUCCAAAGCCUAUUGUCCUAAACCCCAAUUCUUCUUACUCCAAUGCUGGCUCUUCCUUGCAAAACCACCACCAUAAGAUUAUGCUCAGUAUCUCUGUCCUUAUUGCUAUUGGAGCUGCUAUUUUUAUUGUCAUUGGUGUGGCGGUUGUCACUGUCCUAAAUAUUCAUGCGAGGUCUUCAAUAUCUCUUUCUGCUAAUCCAUUUAUAUUCUCUGGGGGUGAGGACUAUAGCGGUUCACCCGGGAAUGAUCCGAACUAUGGCAAGCUUGUGAUGUUUUCUGGUGAUGCUGAAUUUGCCGAUGGUACUCAUAAUCUUCUUAACAAAGAGAGUGAAAUUGGUCGCGGUGGAUUUGGAGUUGUUUAUUGCACUUGUCUUAGAGAUGGUCAUUAUGUUGCAAUCAAGAAGCUUACAGUGUCCACCUUAACCAAGUCUCAAGAAGACUUUGAGAGGGAGGUUAAAAUGCUUGGGAAGAUCAAGCAUCAAAAUCUUGUGGCACUUGAAGGUUACUAUUGGACUCCAUCCUUGCAGCUCCUAAUUUAUGAGUACCUAGCCAGAGGGAGUUUGCAAAAGCUUCUACAUGAUGAUGAUAGUAGCACAAAUAUACUUUCUUGGAGAAAAAGGUUCAAGAUCAUUCUUGGAAUUGCAAAAGGGUUGGCCUAUUUGCAUCAAAUGGAGUUAAUUCAUUACAAUUUGAAGUCAACCAAUGUCUUCAUAGAUUGUUCUGAUGAGCCAAAGAUUGGAGAUUUUGGCUUGGUGAGGCUACUGCCAAUGCUAGACCAUUGUGUGUUGAGCAGCAAACUUCAAAGCGCACUUGGAUACAUGGCUCCUGAGUUUGCUUGCCGCACAGUCAAGAUAACUGAUAAGUGUGACAUAUAUAGCUUUGGAAUUUUGAUUUUAGAGGUGGUGACAGGAAAAAGACCAGUGGAAUACAUGGAGGAUGAUGUGGUUGUUCUUUGUGACAAGGUGAGGAGUGCAUUGGAUGAUGGCAAAGUGGAGCAAUGUGUUGAUGAAAAGCUUAAGGGUAAUUUUGCUGUAGAGGAAGCAGUUCCUGUGAUAAAACUGGGGUUGGUUUGUGCAUCACAAGUGCCCUCAAACCGUCCAGAUAUGGCUGAGGUAAUCAACAUUCUGGAGUUGAUCCAAUGUCCUUCAGAAGGACAUGAGGAAAUACAAUGA